CUUGUGCGCAUGGAGUGAGGAAAACAGGGGUAAACAGUUAGCAUAUGUUGAAGUAAACCGAGAUUUUGUGUCAUUAUUAUGAUUUCUUUUGUCUUUUAAAGGUGUACUUCGUUAUUAUUUCUUUAGAUAAAAUGGACGCACAGAAAGAUCUGCAGCCGCCUAAACAACAACCGAUGAUCUACAUCUGUGGAGAAUGUCACACUGAGAAUGAAAUUAAAGCUCGUGAUCCCAUCAGAUGCAGAGAGUGUGGCUACAGAAUCAUGUACAAGAAGAGAACGAAGAGAUUGGUUGUUUUUGAUGCCCGAUGAAGAAGAGCAGAGCGACAGAUUUGACUUCAGUUGUUGUUUACUGUUUUUGUAGUGUAUCGCCAUGUAAAUAAACAGUCUUUCAGGCUUGGCUUCAACUUUCAA
Girardinichthys multiradiatus is the source of this 410-nucleotide messenger RNA. It is a transcript of the gene polr2k, whose product is annotated as RNA polymerase II, I and III subunit K. The record is from RefSeq and is a predicted model, not a curated record. Gene Ontology annotation, cellular component: RNA polymerase II, core complex; RNA polymerase I complex; RNA polymerase III complex. Gene Ontology annotation, molecular function: zinc ion binding; DNA binding; DNA-directed RNA polymerase activity. The transcript has 4 exons. NCBI's taxonomy places the organism in Eukaryota, Metazoa, Chordata, Actinopteri, Cyprinodontiformes, Goodeidae. Gene Ontology annotation, biological process: DNA-templated transcription. The coding region runs from base 132 to 308 and encodes 58 amino acids.